Molecule: messenger RNA, 2391 nt
Organism: Hydatigera taeniaeformis
Lineage: Eukaryota; Metazoa; Platyhelminthes; Cestoda; Cyclophyllidea; Taeniidae
Source: the annotation of a GenBank genome assembly
UCAAACGCUGGUCGACCUUCUAUCAAUGAUGUUGAUAUGGAUAUUUCGUCCAUUCAUGACGGAAAUUCACCUCGGUCCGUUGCGUCAGAUGUAAUGGAUGUUUCAAUGUCCAUCGACAAAGCUGUUGAAAUGGAUUGUGAUCAAACACAAUCAGCGUCCGAACCCUCGAUUGACGACACAGCUGACGUCAGCAUGGAUUGCGAUGGCGGUAAUGGAACUGAUAUUUCCGUUGACAUGGGAAUAGAGUCAACUAUUCUUGAUGCAGAGCAUAAUACACCUACUUCGGAGCCGCCUGACUCACAUUCCAUUGAACCGAUUACGCCAUCUUCAGUUGAUGUUCCUAUAAGUUCUGAAAUGGAGGCGGAAUCAGCGGAUCCUUGUCUGAGUUUUGAAAGGUCUUUAUUCGUGUCUAAGAGUCGUACACCCGUCUCGCCAUCUGAGUGGACUGGACAGGAAGCAAGGGCGCAUUCACAGGCCUUUUCUCCGGAGUUUCUUCUCGCUGAUCCUCUGAAGGAGUUCAACCAAAUUCGACCUGCUCAAGUCUCCUUUGGUGGCCUGGACUCGGAUUCGCGACCACAGCCAAGACCCAUAUUUACCCCUGUCCUUACUCCUAUGCUCUCUUCUUCAAUGGGAACGGUCUCAAUGCAUGCGCUUCCAUCCGAUGAGUUUUUGAUUGCGGGAAAAGGUAAAUUUAAUCUACAAAUUGCUCGGGAUAGGAGGCUUGUCGAGCCAUUGUUACCGAACUUCGAAUUUCUUCGUGCCACCUCCACUCAUGCCUUUGAUCAAUUGAAAGCCAAACCGCCUGUGAUUUUACGACAACGAGUAACUGUAGAGGAGUUCAUAUACGAUUUGUUGGAACUGAAUGUAUCGACUGCUAUAAAGACAUCGUCUUUCGAGGUUAUACUGGAGAAAAUCCUGCCUAUUGAGUCUUGGAAAGCAGGAAAGUUGCAGAGGAGCGAAAAAACUGACUUUUGGUCGGAGUUCUUGGUGGAGUUCAAUGAAUUGCCUGUUGAUGCGAAGAUUCAACGUAUCAACUCCCUAAAGGAUUUCUUCUACGAUCGUAUUUGUUCAACCGCUGUCAAGAGGGCUGUGUCCAGUCUUCUACCCCCUUUGGAAAAUUUGGAGCAUCGGUUGGGGGAGAAGGUCGCGGCUCUAGAAAAGGAGGUACAGGCUAAAUUGAAGGAGGUGGAACAACUUGAAAUUGGUGUGUUGGCAUCCGCUAACUAUUGUUUCCUCCCCUUUCAAAUUCUGCGGAGGAGUUUUUGGAUCGUAAAUGAUCCCUUCCACUAUUUCGCAGCUCUAACCAAAGCUCGUGAAAAAAUUGAGGAGACAAAGGCGGAGACUGUAGAGAUCUUGAAAGAGCGAGAGGAGUUUCGUCUCCAGUUGGAAUCCAUGGAAUAUUCAAAGGUGGUAGAGGAGCAUCAAGAGGCAUCAUUCCACCGUCAUUUACCGACUUCAUACUACGUUGGAUUGGGUGCUUCCCUCUUCCCCUUUGGACCAUCUGUACCCCAAUCCCGACUUCUGGCAGUUUGUCGUAGUCUCUUUUCCACGUCUCAGAUCACCUGUGCCUCUGUGGAAGACAAUGUCUAUCACAUAAACACUCUCUUGGGUCUGAUUCUCAUAGAAGUCCACUGCAAAAGUCGGCAGCAAUGGAACACUUGGUCUGCGUCUGAACAGGAGAUCCUUAGCUUCCACAUUUGCUUGCAGAAAGACUUGGCUCAGCUAGAUGCGGUAAAUGACGUAGCUGAAUUUGCAGUCGACCGGUUGAAACAGAGGUGGUCUCUUCUAACGGAUUGCCUUGUGGGUCGGACCUUGGAGGAUUUUGUAGAUGUGAGCACUGAACAGAGAGGAUUGAAUAAAAAGUUGGACGGUAGUAUGCUAACUGUGCUGGUUCAGUUUUUAGAGUACUCUCUGCAGUCCUACGUCCUUCUCAUGAUGUUUCUUCGAGCUCUCUUCUUUGUCAACAUCUCGGCACUCCUUGAAUUACCCCCUACGGAUUCUGAGUGUUUUUCGCAAUUCCCAGACCAGGAUUAUCCUACAAAGGCAUGGAGAUAUUGUCCGAGUUUUUACACAGUUGCCAAGGCUCUGUCAUUUGAUGCAGCACUUGACUCGAAACCUCUCAGGUUAAUUGGGAUUAUUGCUCCGAAGGAAGUAAAUGCCGUAUUGAAGACGGUCUCUAAAGUGUCCUCCAUCUCCGAUCUCCUCAAUGCAGAAUCGAUCUCAUCCAUUUCUCUGGAGGACCCCAUUGGCAACAUCAGACUUGAACUCCUCCAGCAAUUAUCAUCCAAGGCGGCUCCUCACGCUCCAGACAACUUUGUCAGUUUUCACGAACGACUAGUCACAGACCUGCCCAGAACCUUAAUGGUCGAGGAUGAUGAAAGCGGAGAAUAA